AUGUCGUUCGAACCCUACCAACGAUCUUAUGGCAAUGACAAUGCCACAGAUUCCUCAUCGGGGAAGGGAGAGAAGUUGAAUGAGAUGCACUCCGAGGACGUCGUCAUCGCGGUCAUGGGUGUGACGGGAACGGGCAAAAGUACCUUCCAGAUCGGAAUCCGUCCAAUGCAAUAUCGUGAUGGGCCCACCAUCUACCUCAUCGACACGCCGGGCUUCGACGAUACCCGUCGCACCGACGCUUAG
Molecule: messenger RNA, 243 nt
Organism: Endocarpon pusillum Z07020
Lineage: Eukaryota; Fungi; Ascomycota; Eurotiomycetes; Verrucariales; Verrucariaceae
Exons: 4
Coding region: 1-243 (80 amino acids)
Source: RefSeq, a predicted model, not a curated record